Molecule: messenger RNA, 2298 nt
Organism: Clarias gariepinus (North African catfish)
Lineage: Eukaryota; Metazoa; Chordata; Actinopteri; Siluriformes; Clariidae
Gene: tpte
Product: transmembrane phosphatase with tensin homology
Exons: 20
Coding region: 342-1880 (512 amino acids)
Biological process (GO): protein dephosphorylation; transmembrane transport; monoatomic ion transport
Cellular component (GO): cytosol; membrane
Molecular function (GO): phosphatidylinositol-3,4,5-trisphosphate 3-phosphatase activity; protein tyrosine phosphatase activity; monoatomic ion channel activity
Source: RefSeq, a predicted model, not a curated record
AAUGUUCCUUCGUAGUGUUUCCACUGAAUAUGGGCGGAUAAACGUGUGGAAUAUGAGCUCUGGAGGAAGGAAAACCUUUGGACCGUUUCCUCUGUCACGGGAUAGUCAGGCCAUCGUAAAGAAAAUCAGCUAAAAAAAAAAAAAGACGGGCGACACUGAGCAGAGGCUGUUUCUGCGCUUUACUUUUUCUGAGAGAGUUUUGAGGAGUAGAAACGGACACAAAGAUUCCAGUGUGAAGUAGGAGCAUGCAGGCUUAUUAAACCUCUCAGCUCCUGAAAAACAACCUGGACUAUUUGAGCAGAACACGAGACAAGUUCUCUUAAAACCAAAAUCUCGUUAAAAUGACCUCUGUGCAUUAUAAUGCCCACUUGGAUUCCAAAGAUGUUAAUGGGAACGGUGUGAUGGAGGAGGCAGAGGUUCAAAUUGAUGAUGGUAAAGAGAAAAUUGAGGAACCGGACACCAUGUACUACCGUCUUAGGAAAUGGAUAGCUCCUAUUGUAAUGUCUUUUGGUUUUCGUGUCUUUGGCUUGGUGCUCAUCUUUGUUGAUAUUAUUCUGGUCAUUGUUGACCUGUCGCUGUCAACCAAGAACCGUGAGAGUGUGGGGACUACUUUGGAGGCCAUCUCACUUAUCAUCUCCUUCUUCUUCCUGAUCGAUGUGCUUCUACGGAUUUAUGUAGAAGGAUUUAAGGUGUACUUCAGUUCCAAGCUGAACAUCAUGGAUGCCUGCAUUGUGGUCAUCACUCUGGUUGUCACUAUGAUCUAUACAUUUUCUGAUUUCUCGGGAGCAAGCCUCAUUCCCAGGAUAGUGACAUUUCUGAGGUCCUUGAGAAUAAUUAUCCUGGUGCGAAUCUUUCGACUGGCCUCCCAGAAGAAAGAGAUAGAGAAGGUCACCAGAAGAAUGGUGUCUGAGAACAAAAGACGGUACCAAAAGGAUGGAUUUGAUUUGGACCUCACAUACGUCACAGACAGAGUCAUUGCUAUGUCCUUCCCCUCAUCCGGGAAACAGGCCUUGUACCGGAAUCCCAUCAGAGAAGUUGUCAGAUUCCUGGACACUAAACACCUGGAUCACUACAAAGUUUACAACCUCUGCAGUGAGAAAGGUUAUGAUCCAAAACUUUUCCAUUAUAGAGUAGAGCGUGUGAUGAUCGAUGACCAUAAUGUGCCGUCAUUAGACGACAUGCUAAGAUACACCUCCAGUGUUAGGGAGUGGAUGGCUGCAGACUCACGCAACAUCAUUGCUAUCCAUUGCAAAGGGGGAAAAGGACGAACAGGGACGAUGGUGUGCACGUGGCUAAUCGACAGUGAUCAGUUUGAAAGUGCACAGGACAGCCUGGACUACUUUGGUGAAAGACGAACGGAUAAAAGCAUGAGUUCGAAAUUCCAGGGUGUCGAAACUCCGUCUCAGAGCCGGUAUGUUGGAUAUUAUGAGAUCAUGAAGAACAAAUACAACCGGCAGCUGCCCCCACCACAAAGCUUAAAAAUCAAGAGUCUGCGCAUUCACUCCAUCGCUGGGGUUGGAAGGGGCAAUGGCAGCGAUCUAAAAGUCCGUAUCAUAGUGAGGAAAGUGCAGGUGUUCCAGUGCAUUUGUGCCAAACAAGAGAACUGUGCGCUGUUCCCUGAUGUUGGAAACAAUGCAGUGGUGAUCAGUUUACACAAUGGCCCAGUGGUGUGUGGUGAUGUCAAAGUCAUGUUUGAAUCCAGUGCAGGCAUUCCAAAGGGAUAUGAAGACUGUCCAUUCUUUUUCUGGUUCAACACCUCAUUUAUAGAGGACCACAGGCUAUAUCUGUCGAGGGAAGAACUGGACAACCCACAUAAGUCUAAGACCUGGGACAUCUACAAAGAGGACUUUGGUGUUACCGUGUCAUUCAGUGACCCCUGAAGAGAGCGUUAAUGAUGUGAUCCACACUAUAGUUAACCAACUAACAGCAUUCCCUAUAUAUUCCCUACUCUACCUAGAGGAAUUGGCACUGAGACAUACAGGAUUUAGGCCAGAAUAUUAUUUGUCCUAAUUACGGGGUUUUGUUUUGUUUUGUUUUUUUAGUUAAAGGGGAAAUGUAUAGAAAAUUAUGCAAUGUUUGGCAACACAGCUUUUGAAGGAAAUACUGUAUUCACAUGUUUCCAAAAUGUCACAAUGUUCUUGUUACAAAUGUGCGGGAUCAGAUUUGCCUCUCAAUUUUCACAGUGUUGUGUAUGUGUUGUUUUAUUCAGCGCUGUUUGUUUAAUAACCGUGGAAGAGGAAGAGAAUAGGGAAAAGGAUUUUUAUAUAGAAAAGAAAUUCAAGUAAUCGAAGAAGUAAA